This is a messenger RNA of Aureococcus anophagefferens, 1263 nucleotides long. RefSeq lists its product as hypothetical. The record is from RefSeq and is a predicted model, not a curated record. Gene Ontology annotation, biological process: biosynthetic process. The transcript has a single exon. Gene Ontology annotation, cellular component: cytoplasm; mitochondrion. NCBI's taxonomy places the organism in Eukaryota, Pelagophyceae, Pelagomonadales, Pelagomonadaceae. The coding region runs from base 1 to 1263 and encodes 420 amino acids. Gene Ontology annotation, molecular function: L-kynurenine:2-oxoglutarate transaminase activity; pyridoxal phosphate binding.
AUGUCGCCCCUGGCGUCGGUGCGCAUGGGCCGCACGGAGCCGAGCGUCUUCGCCGAGUUCAGCGAGCUGAGCGAGAAGCACCACUCCGUGAACCUGGGCCAGGGGUUCCCGGACUUCCCCAUGCCGGCGUUCGUCAAGGAGGCGGCCAUCGAGGCGAUCCGCGAGGACUACAACCAGUACUCGCGGCCCGCGGGCCACCACCGGCUCGUCGACGUGCUCGCGCGGCGCUACUCGCCCAAGUUCGACCGCGACAUCGACCCCUUCACGGAGAUUGGGGUCGUCGGCGGCGCGACGAACGCCAUCUUCUCGGCGCUCGUCGCGCUCGUCGACCCCGACGACGAGGUCGUCUGCGUCGAGCCCUACUUCGACGCGCCGAAGAUCGCCGCGGAUUUGAUGGGCGCGACGACCAUCGGCGUGCCGCUGCGCACGGACUGGGCCGAGACGUCCGCCGACUGGCGCCUCGACCUCGACGAGCUCGACGGCGCGCUCACGGACCGGACGAAGCUCCUCGUGCUCAACACGCCGCACAACCCCACGGGCAAGGUCUUUAGCAAGAGCGAGCUCGAGGGCAUCGCGACGGUCGUCAAGAAGUACCCGAAGCUCAUCGUGCUCACGGACGAGGUCUACGAGGACAUGGUCUUCGACGGCCUCGAGCACGUGCACAUCGCGAGCCUCCCGGGCAUGUUCGAGCGGACGAUCUCCGUCUUCUCCGCGGGCAAGGCCUUCUCGGCGACGGGCUGGCGCGUCGGCCACGCCAUCGGCCCCGAGGAGCUCAUCUCGCCCCUCGUCCGCGUGCACCAGGCGUCCAACUUCUCGACGCCGACGCCGCUCCAGAUCGCGACGGCCAUCGCCUUUGAGCGCGGCGCGCAGGAGGGCUACUUCGCCGAGUUCUCCGCCACGCUCCAGGCGAAGCGCGACAAGCUCUGCCGCCUGCUCCGCACGGCGGGCCUGAGCCCCAUCGUGCCCCAGGGCGGCUACUUCCUCCUCGCGGACACGACGAAGGUCGGCGGCGUCACGACCGAGUUCCCGCUCUGGGAGGCGCCCGAGGACAUGCCCCUCCGCGACCGCCGCGACUUCGCCGUCUGCCGCCUCCUCUGCGAGCGCGCGGGCGUCACGGCCAUCCCCGCGUCCGCCUUCUUCUCCCUCGGCCACCGCCACAUCACCGACUCCCUCGCCCGCUUCUGCUUCUGCAAGGAGGACAAGACCCUCGACGAGGCCUACAAGCGCAUCGUCCACAGCGGCCUCAACGCGACCUGGGUCUAG